This is a messenger RNA of Beta vulgaris subsp. vulgaris (sugar beet), 1353 nucleotides long. Its product is annotated as metal tolerance protein 4. Gene Ontology annotation, cellular component: membrane. The transcript is spliced from 7 exons. Gene Ontology annotation, biological process: monoatomic cation transport; transmembrane transport. The coding region runs from base 91 to 1299 and encodes 402 amino acids. Gene Ontology annotation, molecular function: manganese ion transmembrane transporter activity. Lineage: Eukaryota; Viridiplantae; Streptophyta; Magnoliopsida; Caryophyllales; Amaranthaceae. The record is from RefSeq and is a predicted model, not a curated record.
UAGUGGCCUUAAAAAUUCAGUUCAUAAAAUCAUAUACUACUAGGAAUAAAUCUGAUACAACUUUUUUUUUUUUGUGGGUCUUAAAAAAAAAUGGAGCUAAAUUCAGGCCAAAAAUCGCCAUUGUUGGGAAGCCCACGUAGAAAACUGAGUCAAAACGGUUUACGUCGGCGUAACUCGGUGAACUCGUUGAGAACUGACUUCAUUUCAAGGUUGCCUGAUAAACUUCGUUCUGGGGUUGAUGAUGAAUCUCCUUAUGAUGUUAAUUUCUCCAAAACACAUGAUUUAACUCAAGGAGAGAAGGAAUACUAUGAAAGACAGUUCACUACUUUGAAAUCAUUCGAGGAGGUUGACCAUGUGGUCCAAUCAGGUUCACCAGAAGAGGAUGAUGAUGAACAAGCUCAACAUGAAAGAGCAAUGAGGAUAUCAAAUUAUGCUAAUAUUGUGCUUUUGGUGUUCAAGAUUUAUGCUACCAUUAAGACUGGAUCUCUAGCAAUUGCUGCAUCAACGUUGGAUUCCUUGCUUGACCUUAUGGCUGGUGGUAUACUUUGGUUUACUCACCUUUCAAUGAAAAGCAUCAACAUCUAUAAGUAUCCAAUCGGAAAAUUAAGAGUACAGCCAGUUGGAAUCAUCAUAUUUGCUGCUAUAAUGGCUACCUUAGGAUUUCAAGUUCUCAUACAGGCUGUGGAACAACUAAUCAAAGAUGAUGUUGCUGAAAAAAUGACAUUUGACCAGUAUAUAUGGCUGUGCUUGAUUAUGAUAUCAGCCACAGUUGUGAAAUUUGUCUUAUUCCUUUACUGCAGAAGCUCCGGUAAUGAAAUUGUCCGUGCUUAUGCCAAGGAUCAUUACUUCGAUGUGGUCACAAAUGUGGUCGGAUUAGUUGCUGCAAUUCUUGGUGACAAGUUUUACUGGUGGAUAGACCCUGCUGGUGCUAUUAUUCUUGCAAUUUACACAAUUGCAAAUUGGUCAGGGACUGUUUUGGAGAAUGCAGUUUCACUAAUUGGACAAACAGCUCCACCUGAAGUCUUGCAAAAGUUUACAUACCUCGUCUUACGACACCCUCAAGUUAAACGUAUUGACACCGUUCGUGCUUACACUUUUGGCGUGCUUUACUUUGUGGAGGUUGAUAUUGAACUCCCUGAAGAUAUUCCAUUGAAAGAAGCACAUGCAAUUGGAGAGACUCUGCAAAUUAAGCUAGAGAAACUCCCUGAAGUUGAGCGAGCAUUUGUUCAUUUAGAUUUUGAAUGUGAACACAAACCAGAGCACACUAUUUUAAGCAAGCUGCCUAAUACAGAACCUUGAUUAUUGUGCUUGAAAUUUUGUUUAUAUAAAGUUUCAGACUUCCCAUUUAAUUCA